CACGCAGCGGUGCACUCAAACCAAAAACUCGGCUAAAAAUCCUCCACUUUUUUACUCCUUCUGACGCAAAAAGAGUUAAAUUUCGAAUUGAUGAGCGAUAUUUUUUAAGGAGAGGACGAAAACCACACCCACCGACAUGGAAGAAGGAGACUUCUUUCAAGGAGGAGAUGGAGGUGGUGGGGGUGGGAGAGGUUUUACCGAUUUCAGUGACGAUGUCGGACUCGGCCCGCCACCGCAGCACAUGGGAAGCCCUUUUCGAGGAGGAAGGGGGGGUGGACCUUGGAGGGGUGGCGGAGGUCGAGGUGGUCGUGGCGGGGGACACUUUGACAAUGGUUUCGGGCCACGAGGUCCUCCACCGAGGGGUUUUAGAGGUGGAAGAGGGGGUGGUUUUGGUGGACCGCCAGGCGGACCAAAUAUGAGGGGUGGAUCGCCCGGGCAGAGAGGAUUUCGUGGUGGUGGUGGACACUUUGAGAGAGGAGGUAGUCCAUUUCGCUUCCCACCUGGAGGACCAGGAUGGAAUGGGCCCCCACCGUUUCAAAUGGGCCCCGGGGGCGGAGGACCCCCCAUGGAGAACUCCAAUGAAUCUGAGAGUGGACAGCAAAUUUGGGCUGAGACUAAGACAGACACAGGGUCGUCGUACUAUUACAAUACAAAGACAAGAAUUACGACAUGGGAAAGGCCAGAAGGACCAAAUGUUACAGUAAUGAGCCACGAAGAGUGGACCGGAAUGAUUAAAGGACAAGGGGGUAUGAAUAAAGGGAAGUUCAGUCAAGAAAACCAGGACAAUGCUGCCGUGGCUGGUCAAAACCAGUCUUCAUCGCCUAGUCAAGGGGCUGCAGGCAGUGACGAAAACGGGAUUCGCCCCACUGAAGCGAAACCGCUGGAUACACAGAUGCGGAAUCCACCCCCAAUGUUGGGCUCUGCCCCUGGUCAGCAAUCAAUGCCACCAGGUUUCCCUCCUUUUGGUGGUAUGUCCGUCCCACCUCCGUUCGGGAUCAAUUUUCCCCAGAAUUUUCCUAUGGUUCCUCCCCCAUGGAAUCCUAUGUCUGGUACUGGGCCUCCUCCAGUCGGAGUUCCGCCUCUCCUGGGUCCCGCUUCUGAUCCAAUUCUCCAGCACGUGGAUCCACUUGUCGUGGCAAGGGCAUUCGAGUGGUCUGAGCACUACUCUCCUGAGGGGAAACCAUACUAUUUCAACGUAAAGACACAGACGUCGGUGUGGGUGAAACCAAUGCCGAUGAUUGAAUUAGAUACCGCUAAGGUGAUUGCCCAACAGCGCAUCACGCAACAAAAUAUGAUAAAUGCGACCAAGGAGAAGGAGCGGAACGAAAAGCAUGGAGAAUAUCGAGAGAGAGCAGAGGCCGCCACAAAAAAGUUGAUGGCUUCGAAUGACAAAGGAAAGCCGAUCUCCUCCACCCCCGUGACGGGCACACCAUGGUGCAUUGUCUGGACGGGUGACAAACGCGUCUUCUUUUACAAUCCAUCUACAAAGUCUUCCGUUUGGGAGAGGCCACCAGAGCUGGCUUGUCGAAACGACGUAGAUGAGCUGCUCUCGACCUGUCCUGCAGUCAAAGUUGUGCCCACCCUACCCGUUAAGAAGGCUGAGGCGACGAGCACAUCAGAAUCUUCGUCAGCAAAUAGUGCGGGUGCUGCUGCUACUAGUACUGGAGGUGGAACUCCUGCUACUGGGAGUUUCUCAAUCACGAUUAGCCCAAACGUGGCUAGUUUGGACUUGACCCCAAAACCGGCCGGGGUCGUGGGUGAGAAAAGAUCACUGGAUGGGACUGAACCACCAGGAGAGGCACCACCGCCAGAGAAGAAAAUCAAGACGGAUAGUCAAGAAGAGGAGAAUGAAGAUGAUGAAGCCGAGUCACAAGAUAAAGAAAUCAUCACCAUCGAAGAUAAGGAUGACAAGGAUGUGGACAAAGAUGCUCCCAACAGUCAAGGAAGCACUCUAGAAUUUGAGGUCAAGGCGGCUCGAGAACGAGCUAUCGUUCCCCUCGAAACACGUCUUCAGCAGUUCAAGGAGAUGCUGAUUGAGAAACAAGUCUCGGCCUUUUCCACGUGGGAAAAAGAACUGCACAAAAUCGUCUUCGACUCACGCUACCUCCUCCUCACAUCCAAGGAGAGGAAGGCUGCAUUCGACGACUACGUCAAGGAGAGAGCAUUCGAGGAACGCAAGGAAAAGAAGGCACGGCUCGCACAAGUCAAGGAACGUUUCAUGAAGUUCUUGGAAAGUGUCCAUGUUCAUCCCAAGAUGAGUUAUAACGAAUUAUCGCAAAAGUAUAGUAGAGACGAACGUUACAAGUCUGUAGAAAAAUCUCGUGAUCGAGAAUCCUACCUGUCCGAAUAUAUUGCCGAGUUAAAAAAGAAGGAGAAGGAUGCUCGGAAAAUGGAGAAAGAUAAGGUAAAAGAUGAUUUCCUCUCCGCUCUACAAAAGUCCAUCUCCGAUUACCACAUAGGGUGGGAGGACGCUCGAGAAAUGGUUGACAGCUCCCGCUUUGAUGUACUUGCCAGUGAUGAGAAGGCUGAAUUGUUCCGCUCGUUCCGCAAACAGCUCAAGAUAACCACCAAAUCGAGAGACCGUAAGAAGAAGAAGAGUAAGCGGGAGAAGCGUCGACGUGAAAACGAGAAAAAGCAGAAGGGAUCAGAUGCACAUGGAGGGAAAGAUGCUAAGACUGUAGUGGACGACAAUGGUGAAAUUGUCGAGGAGGAAGGCACAACGCCCGACUCGGAGAAAGCUGAGGGUGGAGAAAGUGAUAAAGUAGAAGACAUUUCGGAUGAAGAGGAGGGUGCCAUCACCGACGACACCGAGGACGAAGACAGGAUUAAGAAGGAAAAAGCUCAAAUUAGUAUCCGUGAGCGGGAGAAGGAAGUUCAGCGAACGCUGGCCACACACCUCCGUGAUCGUGACAAGGAGCGAGACUACUACCGACACGAAGAAGCUGUUCAAGAAUGCCAAGCCCUCCUCACCGACUUGGUCAAGCUAAGCGAAACUACAUGGAAGGAUGCAAAGAAGGCGAUGAAAAGAGAUCGGAGGUGGGAACCCAUCUCGUUUCUUGACAAAGAAGAGGUGGAACUCUUGUUUAAUCAGCACCUGGAAAAUAUCGAAAAGAAGAAAAAGUUUCGAUUUCGAGAGUUGCUCCGUGAGAACAGAGUGAAAUUGAAUUCGUCAUGGAAAGAGACACGACGCAAGAUUAGAGAGGAUCCCCGAUUCAACAAGUUUUCGACAGAUGAUAGGAAAUGUGAACGCGAGUUCACCCUGUACCUCAAAGAUCUGGUCACUAGUUACAAAAGUGACUUCCGAAUGUUGCUUAAGGAGACAAAAAUGCUUACCUACAAAACGAAGCAGCUCGUUCGUGAAAAUCCCCAAAUGAUGCGGGACAUUGAAGCAGUACUCGAAAAGGAUAAGCGCUUCCUCAAUUUGGAAACGAUGAUUGAUGAGCGUCACCGACUGAUUGUGGAUUACAUUGAGGAAUUGGGGCGACAGGGCCCUCCUCCACCACCCACGGCUCCCGACAAGGUCAGCCGCAGACUUAAGUAGAACGACGACCACGACGGACGAAAGAAUUUAUAGAAUAAGACUUGUUAAUUUUUAAGAUUGAUAUGAUGAAUGACCUGUUGAGUUUUCCAGUUUCAAUUCCAAUUUUUACAUUUUUCAUGUAACAACUUAACUUGCUUGUUUAGACUCAUUUAGAUAAUAAUUACUAUAUUGCUAUGUUUUACCAUUGUCCAAUUAAGUCAGUAUUGCUGUAUUUGGAUUAGACUAAAGUUACAUAAAGGUAAAAUAGCUACAAUGAAUAAAAACUACGCAAGUGGUUGGAAAUUA
Folsomia candida is the source of this 3826-nucleotide messenger RNA. RefSeq names its product transcription elongation regulator 1. Bases 137 to 3541 code for a protein of 1134 amino acids. The record is from RefSeq and is a predicted model, not a curated record. Gene Ontology annotation, cellular component: nucleus. NCBI's taxonomy places the organism in Eukaryota, Metazoa, Arthropoda, Collembola, Entomobryomorpha, Isotomidae. Gene Ontology annotation, molecular function: transcription coregulator activity; RNA polymerase binding. The transcript is spliced from 16 exons.